AUGGGAUCUGAUUAUUGCUCUGCCCCAGCUAUGUUGGUUGAUGCUGAACAAGCAUUUUCCAUUAGACAGUGUCAAAUCAAUUUUAUGCAGCACAAUACUUCUUCAGACACUUUUAGAGCUCAAAUGGCAGUCAGUUCAUGGGAUGGUACUCCUCUAUUUCCUCAUUUCAAGGAUGCAAUUAAUAUUAUUGAGUCAAAGAAAUCUGGUAGUACUUAA
Molecule: messenger RNA, 216 nt
Organism: Fomitiporia mediterranea MF3/22
Lineage: Eukaryota; Fungi; Basidiomycota; Agaricomycetes; Hymenochaetales; Hymenochaetaceae
Exons: 2
Coding region: 1-216 (71 amino acids)
Source: RefSeq, a predicted model, not a curated record